CCCCGCAGGGGCUGGGCGUGGAAGGGCCGAGGUGUGCUCUCGGCUGGAAAUCAGGCACGCUCACUGCAGGCACGGAUUUCUCACCUUUUCCCACAUUGUUAUGGUCUGAAAGGGACGUUCUGCCGCUUCCCAGCGCCAGUGGAUAUCACAUGCGAGCCAUACAGAUGACCCACAAUAUGUUCCAGGAGGGGCUGUAUCAUGUCUUCUUUAAGGAGAAGCCCAGCAGAGCCACAGCCCCACAGUGCAACACUCCUGAGCAGCUGAGGGAGGCCAGGAUGGCCCACUGGUUUGGGACAGUGGUCAACUCCCGACUCCUUGUCACUGGGGUCGUCCAGAUCGUCAGCGCCGUGGCAACCGUGCUCAGCACCGUCUCCUACGCCUGCAUGGACUUCGGCUGCGCUGUGUCCGUGGCCACGCCAGUGUGGUGCGGGAUGCUUUAUCUGGCAACUGGGAGUUUUGCGAUUGAAGUGCAGAGGAAACCCAAGAAAGUUAAGGUGACCACUCUGAUGGGGCUGAAUAUUUUCAGCCUGCUGUUGGGGCUGUGUGCAAUGAUUACCUACGGCCUGCAGAUGGCGACAGAGCCCAAGAAGCUCAACAGAGAGCAGAAAAUCGGUGUUUAUGUGGCAAAGGGCAGCAGCAUUCUGUUCACGGUGCAGAGUCUGGUCGCCUCUUUGUACACCCUGUUUCUGAUCUGGCAAGGAGUCAGCCGAUACACCAUGAACUACCGCUCCACCUACAGCCGCGUGCCACAGGACAUGGAGGAAAACAGUGACAAUGUGUUAGACACCGGCGAAUUCAGUCUCUGAAAACUGCAAACCCCGAAAGACUGUUCUAAUUUAUUUGCUGAGAAGGGUUUCACACACCACUAGACAUCUGUACCUUUAACAUUGGACAUUUUACUGCACAGAUUAUUCGAGUGAAGGCUGCUUUAAAGAAAUCCGUGCUGUAGUCUGAGAAAAGCUGAUGUAAUGGGAUAUCUGGUUCGUCAGCAAGGCCAGGACGUUUUGUGCUGUGGUUUAGUUCCCUGUGUCCAGGUUUUAAAACAGAUUCAGAAGAAGGAAGAAAGGUUAAUGCUUUCUAAUACAAAUGAGUAAUAAAUCCUUUCUUAACCAUAAUUAUAUGACAUACUGUAUAUUAGGGUAUAUGAGCAUAUGAGGAGCACAUUGUAUGUUAACCACAACUUGUUUCAUUAUAAGUAUUUAUAAAGAAUAUUGUAAAUAUCAUUAUAGAUCCUUUCGUGGCUGGCUGCUGUAACACACUUUUUAUCAGGAGGUCAUUGUCACUUAACGUCAGAUGAAUAUGAACACGCACCCUGUAAUUCUCUGUAUAAAACUGGUAAUAAAUCAGGAUAUAAAGACA
This is a messenger RNA of Lepisosteus oculatus (spotted gar), 1359 nucleotides long. RefSeq names its product transmembrane protein 253 (gene tmem253). NCBI's taxonomy places the organism in Eukaryota, Metazoa, Chordata, Actinopteri, Semionotiformes, Lepisosteidae. The record is from RefSeq and is a predicted model, not a curated record. Gene Ontology annotation, cellular component: membrane.